Molecule: messenger RNA, 1756 nt
Organism: Bombyx mori (domestic silkworm)
Lineage: Eukaryota; Metazoa; Arthropoda; Insecta; Lepidoptera; Bombycidae
Gene: RunxB
Product: runt-related transcription factor 3
Exons: 6
Coding region: 287-1528 (413 amino acids)
Biological process (GO): regulation of DNA-templated transcription
Cellular component (GO): nucleus
Molecular function (GO): DNA-binding transcription factor activity, RNA polymerase II-specific; ATP binding; RNA polymerase II cis-regulatory region sequence-specific DNA binding
Source: RefSeq, a predicted model, not a curated record
AACGCGCGCGCCUCAGCGGUUACCGGUAAAAACUUCAUUCUGACAACUUCAUUCAUUGUGACGGAUAUAGUGUUGUGUUUUUUUUUUUUUUUGGUUAUUGUUGACAAAAGAAUAUAGAGCUGAGAUCUCCAUUAUGAUUCUUCGGAACGAAACAAAACCUCUCAUAAUCAUCGAGUUCUCGAUUCUAACUAACCACAUAUCGAAAUCCCUAGUUAUGUGACAGACAAUGUGUAUAUAGACUAAGAACUCGUUAUGAAUGAAUAGUGAGUAACAGUGAACUGAUAAGAUGCAUUUGGCAAGUGAAGUGAGCUCGACAACCAAUGGCUUGGGGCACGAGGCUCCGUCGUCAAGUUACAACGGCGGCUCGCUUCCGAGUCAACCAUUGACUGCCGAACUGUUGGCAGAAAGGACGUUAGAAGGUUUACUGGCAGACCAUCCAGGGGAGCUGGUGAAAACCGGUAGUCCUCACGUGGUAUGCACAGUUCUGCCGCCGCAUUGGCGAUCGAACAAAACCCUACCGGUAGCGUUCAAAGUGGUCGCGCUCGGGGAUGUUGGGGACGGCACGUUAGUAACAGUACGCGCAGGCAACGACGAGAAUUGUUCGGCUGAACUGAGAAACUGUACUGCAGUAAUGAAGAAUCAGGUGGCUAAAUUCAACGAUCUGAGAUUCGUUGGUCGAAGCGGAAGAGGGAAAUCUUUUACUCUAACGAUAAUGCUGGCAACUUCUCCUCCGCAAGUCGCGACGUACCAAAAAGCCAUCAAAGUCACGGUCGACGGCCCCAGAGAGCCGAGGUCCAAGACUCGACACCACGGUUUCCAUCCUUUCCAUUUCGGGCCCAGGUUUGCUCCGGAUCCUUUGAUGGGAUCACUACCUUUUAAAUUGUCAGGCAUAGCUCAUCAGUUGGCUGGUCUACCUGGAGGCGAAUGGGGAGCGCUAGCCCGGCAUUACCCCCCACCAAUUCUGCCAGCACAUCCGCACUUCACUCCACACGUGCUGCCUCCAGCGCAUACACAGCCCCCAGGACCCCCACCGCCUCACGAAAACGACGUGACGUCAGAUAAUCCAAUAUCAAUGCGCGCUCACAGCACUACGAGUCCAGCGAACUCCCGGCCGUGCUCCCCGCAAGACGAUGACAUAUCCGUCACCGCUUCAAUGAGUCCUCCUCCAGACGAACGGCCGGGAGCGUUCACCAGACCAAGAAAACCCCUGCAGCCACUACCGGCUCCGUCGAGUUUAUUCCACAGUGCAUUAGCCGCUCAAUUAUUCCUAAAUUCCCCUUUACUCCCCACCCCGCCAGCGUGGUUGUAUUCGCAACUCUACGGCGGCUACGACUGGUGGCUGCGACCGCCUGCGCCCCAAGAGGAUCCCAGCUCGAGCCCAGACCGGGAAGAAGAGAGCUCUACGCCUUCGGUUGCGGGUAAAAAACGUCCCGCGUCCCCAGAGUGGUCGGACCAAAGCGUUCGGACGCGAAGCAAGUCGCUUACGACGCCCGAGAAAAGACCUGUCGAUGUCUGGCGCCCGUAUUGAGCUAGUAAUGUUUAUGUAUAAACAUAAAGAAAUCGGUUAAUAGGCCGUCCGAAGUAUACCGUGACAGUGAACUGAAUGUGUCGUGUUUUAAAGAUAAAAUAGUGAACGUUGUGAAAUGAUAGGUUUUUUCAUCAAUAAUAGAUACGAAAUGAAUGUGAAAUCGUACGUUUUAUGAUUGUUGAAUGUAUUAUAAGAUAAUGCAAUCUGUAAAUAAAGUUAUCGAGAUUU